AUGUGACGACUAAGAAGCUGUUGAGCAGAGAAAGAACAUACCGUAUCAUAUUUGCAGUCAAGCGUUAAAUUCAUGCUACAGUUUACUCGAAUCACGUCGCGUAGCUAGCAUCAAACACACACGCAUAGAGGUCCAUCUUUGGCGCGCAAGCGGAUUCAUCGGAGUCGUACGACUCCAAAUAGGAAGCUGCAGCGUGAUUACUCAUGCCUGUUUGGAGUGACGUAUUGUGUUGUCAGCGUAUAUGGAAUGUCGUAUGCCAAGAAAUUGCGAGUCAAAGAGGAAGAUCCACUUUGUGGCACACCAACAUACGUUUUUUCAGAAAUUUCAAAUUAUACGUUUAUGGCCGUGCAUACAAACGCGUUAUAAAUAUGUAAGCGAAGUUGAUCGAGCACCUUGAGAAAUAAUCAGGGUCGUGCGUAGGCGAUUUCAAGUGGGAAAUUUGAAGGUCGUGCAUGGUGGGAUCAAAUUGUCCUUCCGCACCUUCAUCAUCUCCGUGAUCGACGAGUAAAUCAGUUAGUCGCGGCUCUACCGCAGUAAGGUUGCAAGUGGUAUAAGAGAAGGAUCAUUAUUACCGUCGCGUCGCGUCGGAAAGAUCGAGUCAAGUCACAAGGGAAAAUGCGUUAUUCGCGAGGUGCAAUCUUACUCUUGCCUCUGUUGGUCGUAGUGGUCAACGGUAGUCGAUACAUACAAUCGCGAAUAAUCGCAUCUGGCGGCUGCGACAGUUAUGCGACAUGCGGAGUGAACGCGAGAUGUACAAUGAGCGAAGGACGGCCGGUAUGCUCGUGCUUGAAUCUGCAUAUGGGAGAUCCACUCGCGAGAUGCGUGCGGGUCGAAUGUCUGAUUAACGACGACUGUCCGUACAACAGAGUAUGCACGAACAACAGAUGCGUCGAUCCCUGCGUCGGUCUAUGUGGUGCGAACGCAAACUGCCAGACGAGAAAUCACAUAGGUACCUGCGAGUGCUUGCCAGGACACGUUGGCGAUCCAUUCUCAGGUUGCCACAUCGCGGAUCCUCAAGCCGCUUGCAAACCCAGCCCGUGCGGAGAGAAUACCCAGUGCGAGGUGAUCAAUCAAGUACCAGUCUGCACUUGUUUACCGGGCUACAGAGGCUCGCCGUUGGCUGGAUGCCGACACGAGUGCGAAAGUGACAGUGAGUGCUCCCAUCAUCUCGCGUGCUCGUCGUCGUUCAGGUGCGAGAGCCCCUGCAAAUGUGGCGAGAACGCGGAAUGCCAAGUCGUUAAUCAUCAAGCAACGUGCAGCUGCCCGAAAACAUGGCUGGGAAAUCCGUACGUCGCGUGUCGACCGGAGUGCACCACCCACUCGGAAUGUCCGCUGGGCAAACCCGCCUGCCUCUAUCAGAAAUGCGUGAAUCCGUGCGACGGCGUUUGCGGAGUAAACGCCGACUGCAACCUACGCGGCAUCACUCCCGUUUGCAGUUGCCCGAAGCACAUGACUGGCAAUCCUUUCGUCAGUUGCAGACUGUUUGAACCACGUGACCUCUGCGAACCGAAUCCCUGUGGUACGAAUGCGAUUUGUACUCCGGGCCACGACAAUACCGGUAAAGAGAGACCGGUCUGUACAUGUCCCACCGGUUACAUCGGCAACGCUUUGGUGGGUUGCCAGCGCGGCGAGUGUUUCACCGACAACGAAUGCCCGGACAAUCGAGCGUGCAUCGACUUUACGUGCAGGAACCCGUGUACCGGUCGCGAGUGCGGCCCGAGUGCCACGUGCACGCCCCGACAUCACAUAGCGGUCUGCACGUGUCCGCAAGGGACCAGAGGCGACGCCCUGUACACCUGUAAUCCAAUCGAGAGCAAAUCGGUAUACAAUUACGGACGUGCCUAUCGUUACCGCUACUACUAGUCAACGAAACCAAUUUCGCUUUUAAGGCUACUCGACUCGACCUUUCAAUUUCUCAACUUUCCACGUUUCACGCUAAUUUACAUGCUGUAUUUACAUGCUGUAUUUACAUAUUGUAUUUACACUUAAUAUUUCCGCACAUUUCUGCGAAAAACGAUUUCUGCGCGUGAAACGUAUCGCUUAUUUUUUACGCGAGUGGUAACAACGAAGCCGUAAACCGUACUAUCUUUUGCUCUAAUGCUGCUCCUUCCAUUCGUAGCAAAGUUCGACAUCUCUUUACAAGCUGCGACUGGUCGCGCGUCUCGUUCUUUUAGAUUGUCUUGAUAACGGAAAUAAAUACACGUAACAGGA
Molecule: messenger RNA, 2211 nt
Organism: Ooceraea biroi (clonal raider ant)
Lineage: Eukaryota; Metazoa; Arthropoda; Insecta; Hymenoptera; Formicidae
Product: neurogenic locus notch homolog protein 1
Source: RefSeq, a predicted model, not a curated record